Plasmodium berghei ANKA is the source of this 1599-nucleotide messenger RNA. RefSeq names its product translation elongation factor EF-1, subunit alpha, putative. Lineage: Eukaryota; Apicomplexa; Aconoidasida; Haemosporida; Plasmodiidae. Gene Ontology annotation, molecular function: translation release factor activity; GTPase activity; GTP binding. Gene Ontology annotation, cellular component: translation release factor complex. The record is from RefSeq and is a predicted model, not a curated record. Gene Ontology annotation, biological process: translation. Bases 1 to 1599 code for a protein of 532 amino acids. The transcript is spliced from 2 exons.
AUGAAUAAUGAGCCUUUUACAUUCAAUGCAAAUGCUCCUGUGUAUUAUCCCGGUACACCAUAUAAUGUAGAGGAUAAAAAUGAAAGAAGCAUAGAUUCAAACAAUAUAAUUUCAGAAAAUAUUAACGAUGGAGAUUCAAUAGCUGAAGUCGAAAAUAAAAUAAGCAAAAUGUGUUUAACCCCUGAAAAAAAUGAAGAAAUCGAAGUUGCGAAAGUAGAAAAAGAAAUACAAGAAGAUAAGGGAGUAGAUAAAAAAGUUAAUUUAGUACAAGUGGAUUCUAGACCCCAUUUAAAUAUUAUAUUUAUUGGUCAUGUAGAUGCUGGAAAAUCAACAGCAUGUGGGAAUAUUUUGUAUAUUUUAGGAUAUGUUGAUGAUAGAACAAUUGAAAAAUAUGAAAGAGAAGCAAAAGAAAAAAACAGAGAAAGUUGGUUUUUAGCAUUUAUUAUGGAUAUAAAUGAAGAAGAAAGACAAAAAGGAAAAACUGUAGAAGUAGGGAGAGCACAUUUUGAAACAAAAGAUAGAAGAUUUACUAUUUUAGAUGCACCAGGACAUAAAAAUUUUAUACCAAAUAUGAUUAGUGGCGCAGCUCAAGCAGAUAUUGGGGUAUUAAUUAUAUCUGCAAGAAAAGGGGAGUUUGAAACUGGUUUUGAAAGGGGAGGGCAAACUAGAGAGCAUACUUUGCUGGCAAAAACAUUAGGAAUAAACCAACUAAUAGUUGCGAUAAACAAAAUGGAUGAUCCAACAUGUAACUGGAGUGAAAGCAGAUAUGAUGAAAUUCAAAAAAAAAUAACCCCAUUUAUAAAAUCAUGUGGGUAUAAUAUAAAUAAAGAUGUGUUUUUUGUCCCAAUAUCUGGAUUAUCAGGACAAAAUUUAUCUGAACAUAUAUCCGACAAAAAUUCCAAAUUGUAUGAUCCACGAGGUAGUUGGUAUGAUAUAUCAAAACCAACUUUAUUUCAAAUUUUAAAUUCUUUAUCUCCACCCCCUUGGGAUGAAAAUGGUCCUUUAAGAAUUCCAUUAUUAGAAGGGUAUAAAGACAACGGUAUAGUUGCUGUUGGGAAAAUAGAAUCUGGAACAUUAUAUGGAAGCAAUAUGAAUUGUAUUUUAAUGCCAAAUAAAGUUAAAGUGAAAGUUACAAAUGUAUAUGUAGAAGAUGAUGAAGUCCCUUAUGCUAAACCUGGAGAAAAUGUUCGUGCCAAAUUGUUAGGUGUAGAAGAAGAUCAAAUUAGUAAAGGGUUUGUAUUAUGCGAUUCAUUAAGCUUAUGCUCAGUUGUUAGUGAAUUUAUAGGUAGAGUAGCAAUUGUCGAAUUGCUAGAACAUAAACCAAUUAUAACAGCAGGAUAUUUUUGUAUAUUCCAUGCUCAUACAACAUGUGAAGAAAUACAAUUCAUUGAUAUGUUAGAAGUUAUCGAUAAAAAAUCAAAAAAAAAAAAAAUAAAACCAAAAUUUAUUAAGAAUGAUUGUAUUGUUACUGCACAUUUUUUAUUAUCAAAUCCAGUUUGUAUAGAGGUUUAUGAUAAACUACCACAAUUAGGAAGAUUUACUUUGAGAGAUCAAGGAAGAACUAUAGCCAUAGGAAAAAUUCUUGAAUUAAAAAAUUAA